Messenger RNA from Staurois parvus, 311 nucleotides. The record is from the annotation of a GenBank genome assembly. NCBI's taxonomy places the organism in Eukaryota, Metazoa, Chordata, Amphibia, Anura, Ranidae.
AUGGCAGAAAACAGUGUUAGUGCAUGCAUGGAACAGCAUGUGGUGAUGAAGUUUCUUGUGAACGAAGGUGUAAAACCCACGGAUAUCUACAGAAGACUUCAAGCACAGUACGGUGAUGAGAUUUGAAUAGUGUAAACAUUUCAAAGAUGGACGUCCGUCCGUCAGUAAUGAUCCCGGCCAUGGUGGUUCCCAGUCCACAGCAGUCAUUCCUGUGAACAUUCAGCGCUUGGAACACCUGAUCCUGGAUAAUCAACGCAUAACCUAAAUUGCACAAGAGACAGAUCUUUCUGUGGGAACGGUGAACACAAUGA